AUGAAGCGUUUAGUGAUUUGCAUAUUAUUGCUGGGCAUCUGCCAUGCCACGCCCACCUUACAUAAACUGAAAGAGUUUAAGAACUCUUUGCUUUUCGGUAGAGGUGGCGGAGGCUGCGGCGGUGGCUGUGGUGGUGGUGGUUACGGAGGAGGUGGAUUUGGUGGUGGUCACGGUGGCUAUGGCACCCCCAGCAUUCAAGUGUACGCCGUGAAGCAAGUGCCUUCGUAUAGCAGCGGUGGUUAUGGAGGUGGCGGAUAUGGCGGAUAUGGCGGAGGAGGUGGUGGUUUUGGCGGUGGUAGUAGCGGCUGCGGCUCUGGUGGAUGCGGUGGCGGUGGUGGCUUCGCUCCAAGUUAUGGCGGCAGCGGUGGUGGUGGUAGCGGUUGUGGUCCUGGUGGCUGUGGCGGCGGCGGCGGUUUUAAACCCAACUAUGGAGGUGGUGGUUUCGCGCCAAGCUAUGGCGGCGGCGGUGGCGGUGGCGGUUUCGGCGGCUCUUAUGCUUCCAGCAGUGCGAGUAGCUUCAGCUCCGCCAACAGCGGCGGUUUCGGUGGUAGUGGUGGAUAUGGUGGCAAUGGCGGUUAUCCAAGUGGUGGUGGCGGCUAUGGCGGUCAUCCAGGUGGUGGUGGCGGUGGCGGUAGUUGCAAUACAUGUGGUGGAGGUGGUGGCGGUAGCCCCGGUGGCUAUGGUGGUUAUGGUGGUAACGGUGCUUAUUCCAGCGCACAGUCCUCCGCAAGUGCUCACUCUAGCUCAUGGGGAAAGUGA
Molecule: messenger RNA, 759 nt
Organism: Bactrocera oleae (olive fruit fly)
Lineage: Eukaryota; Metazoa; Arthropoda; Insecta; Diptera; Tephritidae
Source: RefSeq, a predicted model, not a curated record